Molecule: messenger RNA, 4368 nt
Organism: Westerdykella ornata
Lineage: Eukaryota; Fungi; Ascomycota; Dothideomycetes; Pleosporales; Sporormiaceae
Exons: 11
Coding region: 1-4368 (1455 amino acids)
Biological process (GO): transmembrane transport
Cellular component (GO): membrane
Molecular function (GO): ATP hydrolysis activity; ATP binding; ABC-type transporter activity
Source: RefSeq, a predicted model, not a curated record
AUGGAGAAAUCAUUGGAAGACCCCAUUCAGAAUUCCAGCCCUAGCUCAGAUAGCGAUCCUGUCAACAGAGAGAACGAACAUGAUGAAGAAAUUCUGAAUCUGGCUAAAACGUUUACAACCCAGUCUGCUCGGUCUCAUCACCAGUCACCGUUUGCCUCGGAAAGCGAGCACCUGGAUCCGAAGAGCCCAAAUUUUAGGGCCAAAGAUUGGGCCAAGGCGUUCUACAAUGUCAGGUACAACGCUCAGAAUGGAGUUCAACCCUGGGUUGCCGGGGUUGCAUUCAAAAACUUGAACGUUUGGGGCCACGGCUUGCCAACGGACUUUCAGUCAAGCGUUGGGAACUCCUUGUUGAAGUUGCCCGCAUUGUUUGGGAGAGGGUCAAAAAGGAUUGACAUCCUCCGCAAUCUCGACGGCAUCAUACUCCCUGGGGAACAGUUAUGCGUCCUCGGCCCUCCUGGGUCCGGCUGCUCUACACUUCUCAAAACCAUUGCAGGAGACACCUACGGCUUCACGGUAGAUCCGGCCUCCUAUCUGAACUACCAGGGGAUUACACCAAAGGAAAUGCAGGCCACCUUCCGAGGGGAAGCCAUCUACACCGCAGAAGUAGACGCACAUUUCCCUAUGCUGCCCGUGGGUAAAACGCUCUACUUUGCUGCCUUAGCGCGCGCUCCUCGCGUAAUACCUGGCGGAGUCUCUCGUGAACGCUAUGCCGAGCACCUUCGGGACGUUAUUAUGGCCAUGUUCGGCAUCAGCCACACGAUUAACACCCCUGUCGGUAAUGACUUCGUGAGAGGAGUUUCAGGAGGUGAAAAGAAGCGUGUCACAAUCGCUGAAGCUGCCCUUAGCUAUGCCCCUCUUCAGUGCUGGGAUAAUUCUACCAGGGGCCUAGACUCAGCUAAUGCUGUUGAGUUCUGUCGAACACUACGUACUCAAUGUGACGUCUUCGGUACCUCUGCCUGCGUGGCAAUCUAUCAGGCACCUCAGGCCGCUUAUGAGCUAUUCGACAAGGUCACUGUACUGUAUGAGGGCCGGCAAAUAUACUUUGGCAAGGCAAGUCAAGCGCAAUCAUACUUUGAGCGUCUCGGAUUUCAUUGCCCAGAGUCACAGACCACGGCCGACUUCCUUACAUCCAUGUGCAGCCCAGACGAACGCAUCAGCAGAGCCGAUUUUGAAAAGUCGGUCCCUAGGACUCCUGAUGACUUUGCCCGGUGCUGGAGGGAAAGUCCCGAGAGGGCAGAGCUGCUGCUGCAGAUUGAGGAAUAUGACCGCAAUAACCCCCUGAAAGGCGAAAGCCUUACGCAGUUCGCUCAAGCAAGAAAGGUGGAGAAGUCGAAGAAUCAACGCGAGAAGUCACCGUACAAUUUGUCCUACUGGGGUCAGGUUAAGCUCUGCCUUUGGAGGGAAUACCAGAAGUGGAAGUGCGAUCCAAGCGUCACGAUCGUGAUGCUGACCUUGAACUUCAUUGAAGUUCUGAUUCUUGCAAGUAUUUUCUACAACUUGCCCGCGAGCACCUCGUCCUUCUUCCACAGGGGUGCCGUUGUUUUCAUGCUGGUGCUGCUGAACGCAUUCGGUUCUAUAAUGGAGAUCUUUGCGUUAUACGCGAAGCGUACUAUUAUAGAAAAGCACAACCGGUACGCUUUGUAUCACCCCAGCGCCGAAGCCUUGUCUUCGAUGGUCUUCGAUUUGCCCUACAAAGUGCUAAACUCAGCGCUUGUAAACACGACGCUGUAUUUCAUGGCCGGACUCCGACUCGACGCGGGAGCUUUCUUCUUCUUCUACCUGGUCGGAUUCGCCAUGUUGUUGUCUAUGAGCAUGUUGUUCCGCUUGUUUGCCUCCGUCACCAAAACUAUUGCUCAAGCAUGGGCUCCUAGUUCACUUUUACUCAUAGCUAUCUGUAUCUACACCGGAUUCAUCAUACCUAUCCAGUAUAUGCUGGGCUGGGCUUCGUGGAUAAGAUGGAUCAACCCUAUCGCGUAUGGCUUCGAGGCUGCCAUGGUCAAUGAAUUCAAUGGUCGGGAGUUCCCAUGCCAUUAUUUCAUCCCUUCGGGUCCUUUAUACGACAGUGUUACUCCUGAGCAGCGGGCAUGUGCUGUCCAAGGUUCGGUCCCUGGCCAGGACAGCGUCAGCGGCACCGCCUAUGUGGAAACGGCUUUUGGCUACCAUUACCGAAACAGAUGGCGAAAUUUCGCCAUUAUCGUAGCAAUGACCGUUGUUCUCGCUGUUGCUCAUCUUGUCAUGUCGGAGGUUGUAGCCUCGGAGCGCUCCAAGGGCGAGGUUCUGGUAUUCAGGAGAGGGAAAAUGCUCAAGGCCAAGACUAAGCGCCAGUCCACCGACGAGGAGACAGGAAAACAACAAGUGCUCGGUUCAGAGAAGCCAGACGAGACGUCGAUGUCGCAUUCCAGUGUCGAAAUGCAGACAUCCAUUUUUCAUUGGGAGGAUGUUUGCUUUACUAUCAAUAUCAAGAAAGAGGAAAGAGUGAUUCUGGACCACGUGGAUGGUUGGAUUAAACCGGGCACUUUGACGGCGUUGAUGGGGGUCUCUGGGGCAGGGAAAACCACGCUUCUUGACGUGCUUGCAUCGCGAACCACUAUGGGAGUUGUCACAGGAGACAUGUUUGUUGACGGCCGUGAGCGAGAUCAGUCCUUUCAACAACAAACCGGAUAUGUGAUGCAGCAAGACAUCCAUCUACAUACCUCUACCGUCCGCGAGGCGCUGGAGUUCAGCGCGCUUAUGCGCCAACCUCCGGAGUAUACUCGCGAAGAGAAGGUUCGUUAUGUCGAUACAGUCAUCGCUCUUCUGGGAAUGGAGGAAUAUGCUGACGCAGUGGUGGGCGUCCCCGGUUCUGGCCUCAAUGUGGAACAACGGAAACGUCUUACGAUUGGUGUGGAGCUCGCGGCCCGACCCAAGCUGUUGCUCUUUCUUGACGAACCGACAUCAGGUUUAGACUCUCAGACUUCGUGGUCUAUUUGCAACUUGAUGGAAAAGCUCACGCGUAACGGCCAAGCAAUUUUAUGUACGAUUCAUCAGCCUUCUGCCAUGCUUUUCCAGCGCUUCGAUAGACUUCUGCUGCUGGCAGAAGGGGGCAAGACGGUCUAUUUUGGAGAGAUUGGACGACAGUCGCAAACACUUCUUGAUUACUUUGAAAGGAAUGGGGGUCCCAAAUGCCCACCUGGUGUUAAUCCUGCGGAGCACAUGCUUGAGGUUAUCGGAGCGGCACCCGGUGCCCAUACAGAUAUUGACUGGCCUUCAGUGUGGCGAGAGAGCAAAGAAUAUGAGGAGGUUCGAGCAGAGCUCCGUCGAUUGCGGGAGUCGGUCAAUCAGCCAUCAGCAGUGGUUGAGCCGAAUGGAACCAGCUACCAGGAGUUCGCCGCCCCCUUCAUGACCCAGCUCUACGAGGUGGGCAAGCGUGUCUCUCAGCAGUACUGGAGAACGCCGUCCUACAUAUAUUCGAAAGCCCUCCUCACCGUGGGUAGCGCUCUCUUCAUCGGCCUCUCAUUUCUCAACGCGAACAACACCAUGCAAGGCCUGCAGAAUCAGAUGUUCGCCCUGUUCAUGUUUAUCUUCGUCGUUAUUCAAGUCAUUUAUCAAAUCAUGCCAGUCUUCGUCACCCAGCGCACGCUGUACGAGGCGCGUGAGCGCGCGUCCAAAACAUACCGCUGGCAAGCUUUCGUUCUGUCCAAUAUUUUGAUUGAGAUGUUUUGGAACUCUGUCAUGGCCGUUCUUUGCUUCCUGGUCUGGUACUACCCCGUUGGCCAAUACCGCAAUGCCUCCGCCACCGGCACCACAAACAUCCGCGGCUUCCUCGCCCUCCUCAUCAUCUGGGUGACUUUCCUCUUCGCGUCCUCCUUCUCCCAUCUCCUCAUCGCCGGGGUGGCCAACGAAGAAAUCGGCGGCGCCCUCGCCACGAUCUUCUCCAUCCUGCUGUACGCCUUCUGCGGCAUCCUCGCCGGGCCGGACCAGUUGCCCGGUUUCUGGAUCUUCAUGUACAGGGUGAAUCCAUUCACCUACCUGGUCUCCGGUCUCAUGUCCGCGACCCUCGGAGACGCCCCCGCCUACUGCGCAGAAAACGAGUACCAGCGUUUCGCCGCGCCCCCGAACAUGACGUGUGGGGAAUAUCUCUCGCCUUACAUCUCCAUGGCGGGUGGAUACGUGCAGAAUCCCGACGCGCAAGGCGGAGGCGAGGAGCAGUGCCGUUUCUGUCAGAUGGCAAAUACGGAUCAGUUUUUGAGGAAGGUGAAUGUGGAUUUUGCGAAUCGCUGGAGAGAUUUCGGGCUGCUUUGGGUGUAUGUCGUGGUGAAUGUGGCGGGGGCUGUGGGGCUUUAUUGGUUGUGUAGGGUGCCAAAGGGGAGGAAGAGGAAGAGCGCGUAG